Molecule: messenger RNA, 3594 nt
Organism: Symbiodinium natans
Lineage: Eukaryota; Dinophyceae; Suessiales; Symbiodiniaceae
Source: the annotation of a GenBank genome assembly
AUGGACCAGCUGGACUACAUGCGUCGGGAACUGUGUGACAACUUCGCGACACAUCAGCCUCCAGUGCAGGUUGCUGCAGGAUUGCUACAGGGUCUGGCCUUGGAUGGGUUGCUGGGUUUGCCGGCAGCGCUUGCUGAUUCACUGCUUGGUCGAGGAGGCGAUUUCCGCCUGCCGGGGGCGCAGCGGAGAGCCGCGGAGCGCCGCUGGCGGCUCGGCGUGCGUGCCACGCUGGCGCGGAGUCGUGUGGCAGAGGCUCUGGCUGCAGAGCAGCUGUGUGUGAGUUUGGGUCCCGACCUGGCCUUGACGCUGAGAGCACCGGGUGCCUUCGUGCUGCGCUUGCAGUACGACCUGCGACGCUGGCUCGUGAUCCAUUGCGCCUUGUCUACCCAGGGCCUUGGGGCCGCGGCAUCACUACCCCCCGAGGUAGAGCAGUCAUGGCGAAGGCAGCUGCAAGGAGUUGCGGACGAAGCUGUGAGUACAACCGACUCCGACGUGCCUGCUGCUUUGACAACGGCUGCUCAUGCAUUUUGUUCACACCUCUGGCUCCAAGCCUGCUGCGAGGAGGCACGCCGUGCCACCGCGCAUGGGCGACUGCGAGAGGUGAGCAGUACCUUUUGGGAUCGGCGUGGCUUUGCAUCACUGCGCAUUCUACCAGACUGGGAAGCGACUUGUGGUGGGAUUUGCCCCGUGGCCAGUGUCCUCCGCGCUGGUGACGAAGCACAAGGUUCUGCCGGUGGCUGCAUCCUCGAGCUGCACAAGGAUCCUGAAGGUGGGAUUCGCCCGAGUCUCCCGCCGGAGUUUCCAGUGCUGCCUCUGCGGCGGCCCCCGGAGCUGGCCUCUGGAGUGGGGCCCUGCCUUGACGAGGUCUUGAGGCAGGCGCAUGCUGCUGUCGCCUCAGUGACGAUGCGGCGGCUCCGGGAGGGACUACUGCAGGUCGUGGCUUCAAAGCGUGCCCCAAUGCUGGAGGAAUCCCAGGUGGAGCUCCUGCCAGAUGGACAGACGCUUCGCUGCCUGUUCCAGAGCUGCUGGGUCCAUGUGGGCCUCGAGGCCUCCGGGCGCCUGGCGCUCGAGGUUCAGGGCUGCGGUGAGCCACACCGACCCAAGACCGUCGGUGUGGGACUCGUGUUGGAGGCUGCCGGCGGCCACGAGGGCUUUUUCUUGCGAAUGGAGGUGCUGCGACGUGCUGCCCUCCGUGGUGCUGCAGCUGCAGCAGUGGCUGCGGCCGGUUGGCAGAGCUCACAAGGCAAUGUGCCAGAUGCACCUGAGUCUGGUCGCGUGCGCUUUCUUUGUCGUUUGGCAGAGGACCAGCCAGAUGCCCUCGAGUUUGAUCUCGGAGACAGCGAAGUCUCCAACGUCAGUUUGGUCGUGGAGGGUGGCGCGUGCAUCCAUGCCACUGGCUUGGACAACUUCUCCUUUGUACAGUCUGGAGGAGGCACUGCCAUUGCUGAUCUGCAGAAAGGGUUGAGGCAGCACCUGGCUCAGGCUAGGCUGCUGCUAGCGGCUUCUACCCUAGGCCGCGAGGUCAUCGUAACAGUCGCAGCGCACGCGAAGCUGUUGGAGGCUUCGGGUUACGAGGCACAUCUCGGGCGUGUGGCUUCGGUGGCAUCAUCGGCGCCCGGCUCACUCACAGAGUCACUCGAGGGCGAGCUGUGCUUCAAACGCCUUGACGCAGUCGAGGCCACCGGGAAGCUAGCGCCGACGCCGUUCGCGUCGCCGCUGCGCUUCCAGGUCUGGGAGAGGCCAAAGCGCCUCCUGCUCGUCGGCCAGCUUGCCGGCAAAGUUUCAAUGCAGCAAAGCACUGCGAUCUUGGAGGAGAAGCCCGUCCCGCCACUGCCUUCUGGCGGGGUCUUGACCGUGAAGGUCCUGCCGAAUGGGAAUGAAGAGGUUACUAUCCAGUACUCUGAAGAUGUCUUGAGUGGCCGGGCCUGGCAUCGGUGGAGCCGCGACGUCCGAGCGCUCGCAGCCAUGGCACAACUUCGCUGGCAGGCCGCUUGCCUGGACCUGGCUGAGGCGCCUUCCGGGCUCCAGCUGCAGUCGCUGCCCCAGGCGCUGCGGAUCCGGCUGCCAGCCAAUGUUCCAGGAAAGGAGGUCUUCGAGGUCUUCGAGCUGGUUCCCUCUGCUGCUGAGCCCAAGGAAGAGGAGGAUGCAGAUCCCUUGAUCAGCUUCCAUUGGCUGACUCCUCGGCCCUCGUGCCUCUUCGCUGACCGCUUGGGGAGGAGGCUGAGCCGCACCAAGCGUCUGGGCGACACACUCCACGCAGCUGCUGCAGCCCUGGAGCUUGCUCGUUGCGUCGAAGAUGUUGCGAUGCCCGUCUCGGAAGACUCCGAAAGGAGGAGUGGCCCAGGGUCAAAAGCCGCGGAUGAGGUGUGGGCGUGCGCGGUCACUGGCGCAACGACCGUGCAGGUCAGAUGCAGCGGAAUGCUCGGCGUCGAGCUCACGGCUCUGGACCCUUCUACUGUUCGCGUGAUCUGCCUGUCCAAGCGCCUCCCACCGAAGGAAGUGGCUGUCGUGGCCAACCUCAAAAGCUUCUUGAAGAGCCUUCCCGACACACAAGGAAUGCAGAAUGGCGACGGCGAGCCAGGUCUGGGCGAUGCACCGGGACAAGUACUUCGCUUCAGGCCUGGAGACCUCACAAAGCGCUUGGGAUCACUUUGGGUGUACCUGCGGCUCUAUGCCCUGCUGCUCAAAGUCUACCUCCUGCAUCCCAACAAAGGGCCAGGUCCCUGGAAGCUACGUGAGACAACGCCCGGUCAGGGAGAGCCACAAAGUUGGGUGCGUCUGGAGCUGCCGUUGCCUGCAGCCGGUGCGACAGCGUGCCUAGACUUGGCUACUCAGGCUGAGAGCUCCACAGAGCGCCGCGCGAAGCGACGGCGCCUCAGCGAGGGCUUGUCACUACGCUUCUCAUGCUGCUCAGACCGACAAGCAGGCACGGAGCAGGUCGAGGAGCUGCGGGCGUUCGAAGCCUUCUUUGCUAGGUAUCUGGCAGAGGCGGCCAGGAAGCUUGAGGGACAUGUCGGCAUGGAGCCCAACUGGGAGAUGCUGCGCGCAUCUCGCCUGUACCCGGUUCUUCAACUUCUCUGUGCGCCACGGAGGUGGAUGCUGCGGGAGACCUCACGGCUUCUCCCACCUCUGCGGCGUGCAACGCUUUCCCGCGAUGGUGUCCAUGCAGCAGGCAUUGUUCACAGCUCUUGGCAGCCUGUGGUCGAGUGCUUCAGUCUACGCAGUAUGGUGCAGGUGCCUCAGCGCUGGCAGCUUCGCUUUACUUUGACGGCUCCUCCCCGGCAGUGCGCGGUGACACUCAGCACCAUGCUCAAACGAGGAAGUGAUGCCGAGGAAGAGGGCUGGGAGUCCGUUCUUGUGGACGGAAGAGCUCUCUCCGAGUUUGUGGCGGCAAAGUGCGCUCCCGGACGAAACAAGCAGGCAUGGUCCAGCGCGGCAGCCCUGAGUCGGCCUUGCAUGUUUGUGGAGAGUUUGCGUUUUGCCGCUACGGCAGUCCUGUUGGAUGGCCUUUGGCCUCUUGCGCCCUUCAUGGAUCAGCUUGAAAGGCCAAGCGCGGCAAUAGUCCCCACGUCGAUUGUCUACACGAAGCAGUAG